Thelazia callipaeda (thelaziosis nematode) is the source of this 294-nucleotide messenger RNA. Lineage: Eukaryota; Metazoa; Nematoda; Chromadorea; Rhabditida; Thelaziidae. The record is from the annotation of a GenBank genome assembly.
AUGUUGCUGCAGCAUCCAAAUCAAGAUGUUUUUCGUUCUUACCAAGCUAGUAUUGAAAUGCAUCUGUAUACGUGUUUGAUUUUGAAAUUAGUUUCCAAAACAUCAAUACACAUACAUGGUUUGAGCGAUAUAUCUCUAGUUGACCCUCAUGUACAUUUGUUAAGAUAUACGAAUAGGAAGGAGAUAGACGGAUUUGUACUGAAUUGUGCUGCUGCGAUCAAACUUGCGCUUGCGCAUUAUCAACUAAAGCUUGUAACCAAACUGAGAUAUGCUUUUAAUGAAGUAAGAGUUUAA